Molecule: messenger RNA, 909 nt
Organism: Neomonachus schauinslandi (Hawaiian monk seal)
Lineage: Eukaryota; Metazoa; Chordata; Mammalia; Carnivora; Phocidae
Gene: KCNK16
Product: potassium two pore domain channel subfamily K member 16
Exons: 6
Coding region: 1-909 (302 amino acids)
Biological process (GO): potassium ion transmembrane transport; stabilization of membrane potential
Cellular component (GO): membrane
Molecular function (GO): potassium ion leak channel activity
Source: RefSeq, a predicted model, not a curated record
AUGCCCCAAGCCAGGCUCUGCGGCUGCUGGGGCGGCCGGGUGCUGCCCCUGCUGCUGGCCUAUGUCUGCUACCUGCUGCUUGGAGCCGCGGUCUUCCAGCUGCUGGAGAAACAGGCAGAAGCUCAGUCCAGAGACCAGGUUCAGUUUGAGAAGCUGCGCUUCCUGGAGAACUACACCUGCCUGGACCAGUGGGCCCUGGAGCAGUUUGUGCAGGUCAUCAUGGAAGCCUGGGUGAAGGGCGUGAACCCCAAAGGCAACUCCACCAACCCCAGCAACUGGGACUUCGGCAGCAGUUUCUUCUUUGCAGGCACAGUUGUCACCACCAUAGGAUACGGCAACCUGGCGCCCAGCACGGAGGCAGGCCAGGUCUUCUGUGUCUUCUACGCCCUGGUGGGCAUCCCGCUCAACGUGGUCUUCCUCAACCACCUGGGCGCAGGGCUGCAUGGCCACCUGGCUACCCUGGAGAGGUGGGAGGAGCAGCCCAGGCGCUCCCAGCUGCUGCAGAUCCUGGGCCUGGCUCUGUUCCUGACCCUGGGGACGCUGGUCAUUCUCAUCUUCCCACCCAUGGUCUUCAGCCAUGUGGAGGGCUGGAGCUUUGGGGAAGGCUUCUACUUCGCCUUCAUCACUCUCAGCACCAUCGGCUUCGGGGACUAUGUUGUUGGCACAGACCCCAGCAAGCAUUACAUCUCAGUGUACCGAAGCCUGGCUGCCAUCUGGAUCCUCCUGGGCCUGGCGUGGCUGGCGCUGAUCCUCCCCCUAGGCCCUCUGCUUCUGCACAGGUGCUCCCAGCUCUGGCUGCUCAGACUGAGGCAAGACUGUGAGGAAGAGGAUGCUCCAGACGGGACACACAGGGAAGAAUCUACAGCAACAAGAGUGACCCAGGUUACACCACAGGACUUCCUGGUAUGA